AGGGCAAUGUGAGCAUUUUGAACUUUGCAAAUGAAGUCGAAUCAUUUGCUGACGUCCGCCAGCACGUCGCUCAGGAAAGAGAACACCACUGUUCUGAUGAACGCACUUCUGAACCAGGGGAACGAGUUUGGGCAGUAUGCAGCUGGCACCUCGUCGCACAGCUGCCUCAGCUCCUGAAAUUGAAAUGGGAGAUGCAUGCAUAGGUUUCAAAGUGGGAGCAAUUUACGAGGAAGAAACCGAGAAAGCUAUGGGUUCCGACGUCCACCGAAUAGGAAACGCAUCUCCCGGAAAUCUGAAGCUCAAGUUCGAGGCGUCAGGCGUUUGUGCAAAGCGUGCGCCGGGAACUGCAACUCUGAAAUCUCGCAAGGACGGAAAAGUUACGGGUGAUGCACUGGUGUCCGGAUUUUUGUCUGCAUUCCAACAUCCCUACAUCAAAUUAAGCCGAACUGAUCCACCGAACAGCAUUCAUCGUCAGUAUAAAUUUGAAAUCUCACUCGACGAAAUUCCCUACAACACUCACGUCAGUUCUUAUAGGAAGGUCAUAAGAUCUAAUCCUUUCAAAUGUCGAAAGAUCUCCGUCCCAGUCGGAAGCUGGAACGUAGUAGAAAUAUCCGCGCGUUGCCACGUUUUGUGUUCCGUCGGGAGCGUCGAUUGGCACUUCGUUCUGAUCCGGCUCUGUGCCUCCGGCGUCGUAAUCUUCGUCGUCGCCGAAUCCAGUUUCAACUUCUUGUCUUUCCCGAUAUUCGCCCGUCUUCGAUCGACUGAAGAGUCGCUUGAGCCAAUUUCGAGGCUCUCUGGCAGGACGAGACGAGAUUUUCGCGAUGAAUUAAGAUUCCAGCCUGUGGCGAGUGGAUUAUUAUUGAUGAUGGAAAACCUUACGGAAAUAAAUGUCCGACGGGACAAUCCGGAACUCGCCGCACUAUCACCUCAGGAAGGGAAUCUGAAGACGGGCGUGGGUCGAGUAGUCGCCCUUGAUGUACGCCGUGCGACGAUUUAA
Notodromas monacha is the source of this 997-nucleotide messenger RNA. Lineage: Eukaryota; Metazoa; Arthropoda; Ostracoda; Podocopida; Cyprididae. The record is from the annotation of a GenBank genome assembly.